Molecule: messenger RNA, 2770 nt
Organism: Armigeres subalbatus
Lineage: Eukaryota; Metazoa; Arthropoda; Insecta; Diptera; Culicidae
Gene: Ttd14
Product: TRPL translocation defect protein 14
Exons: 10
Coding region: 447-1835 (462 amino acids)
Biological process (GO): photoreceptor cell maintenance
Molecular function (GO): phosphatidylinositol binding; phosphatidic acid binding; GTP binding
Source: RefSeq, a predicted model, not a curated record
CUUCAGGUCGAUGUUUGACAACUCGGUCUCAUUUGGCAGUGAAAAGUCGCAUGGAUUGGACACGUUUUUCCGAUGAAAAAUAUACCUAAAAAUAAAUCUGCAAAAAUGUCUAUAUACCAAGUUAUUUGAUAAUUAAAACAACACCAAAUCCCCAACAGUGUGUAAAAAGUAGUGUUCGAAUUGUGUGUGGAAAAGUGUGCCGUUUGUGCAAGUGCUGUGAAAUCUAUAGAAGAUUGCAAAAAUCACAUCUGAAAACCCCACCGAGAAUCUCCGGGAAAUACCUUUCGGAACCCAACGUAAUCCGAAAUUCUUUCUCCAAAAUCAGUCAGCUGGGCAGAAGUGUUUCGUAAGGAUCGGUGUUCUUUGGUUCUCCAUAACGGACUUGGAGUAAUAUUGCGGAAGUAUUCUAACGUUUUAUCACUUUCGGUUCUCACCUGAUAAAGAUUAUGAAAACCACCAUGGAAACAUCAGCGGAGGGGAAAAAGGUCUACAAAUUGGUUUUAACUGGAGGACCUUGCGGUGGUAAGACAACCGGUCAGGCGCGGCUGUGCACCUUCUUCGAAAACCUCGGAUGGAAGGUGUUUCGAGUGCCUGAAACGGCUACUGUACUCCUCAGUGGUGGAAUCAAGUUUUCAGACCUGACAGCAGAUGAAGUACCCCAAGUAGCCAGCGAUCAGCGAAAGGUUUUCAAAGACGGUAUUCCGGAGCACAGUGUCGAUAAAACUGCAUCCUGCCCCCGUUGUUUGGCCGCUGCUGCCGAUAAGCCCAACGGUAGCGAGGCCUACAAAUUUCAGGAAAAUUUACUCCGUACUAUGAUUCAAAUGGAAAACACCUUCUUUGAAUUGGGAAAGUCAUGUACGAGGAAUUGCCUGAUUAUCUGCGACCGAGGAGUGAUGGAUGCCAGUGCUUUUGUUUCGAAAGAAAAGUGGGAUCGUAUGAUGAGAACAAACAAUUGGAACUCUGUAGAGUUGCGCGAUAACCGCUACAAUCAUAUUGUCCACAUGGUGUCGGCCGCUAACGGCGCAGAAGCGUUCUACUCUACCGAAGAUCAUGCUUGCCGUUCGGAAGGAGUCGAUUUGGCACGAGAGUUGGACUACAAAUCGGCUGCUGCUUGGAUUGGACACCCGUACUUUGAUGUGAUUGAUAAUUCAUCCGACUUUGAGAAUAAAGUGAAUAGAAUGAUUGAAUGCGUGUGUCAGAAGCUUGGUAUCGACACUGGCGAUCGUCUAUUGACUACCUCGAAAAAAGUUAAAUUUUUGGUUUCGGAACUACCGCCAAACACCGCCUUCCCGGCGUUUCAAGACUUUGAUGUGGUUCACCACUAUCUACAAUCAGCGGGUCCAAGGGUGCAAGCCAGGUUACGGAAACGUGGUCAAAAUGGUCACUUCAGUUAUAUCCAUACAAUUCGCCGUCCACAUCUGCAUGGGCAAUCGAUCGAGGUCAAAACACAGCUUACACACCGAGACUACUUGAACAUGCUGACGCAGCGUGACGAUGCGCACUUCACCAUCUACAAGAAGCGUCGUUGCUUCCUUGUGAAUAACCAAUACUUCCAAAUGGAUAUUUACAAAGAACCAGGACAUCCAAGAUGCAAGGGGUUAAUUUUGCUGGAGACGUACACCUCUUUGAGCGGUGAUAAGCUGAAGGGUAUUCUGCCGAAGUUCCUCAACAUAGUAAAGGAAGUCACUGGUCAGCCAGAUUACUCGAUGUUCAACCUAUCGCUGAAGGAGGAUUGGAGCAACACGAAAAAAUUCUGCUACUCGCUUCAUGAUCAAGAUGAAGGUGAGUUUAGAGCAAAUGGACACUCGCAAAAAAUGAUUAAUGGUAAAGCUUAAUUUUCAUCUAAAAGUGUAUUAUUAUUUUUUAACCUCAUCAAUAUUAUUUCAAGUCAUGCAAAAGUAUUUCUCCUUUCAAGUUUAACUUGUAACAUGAAUCACUAUGUGCAUAUUUCUGAAAACUUUUUAAUCAAUCGAUUUUGUGUAUAAUUUAUUCCUGCCCACAAUCAAUGGUUUUAGAUUAGAAAUAUCUUGUGAAAGAUGCUUCAUUUUGGAUAUUUUCUGUAUUUUUUUCUAUUUGCUCAAAAACAUAUUGCUACGCAGAGGAACGUGUUAAAUAACAUGGUAUAUACACAUUUUUUGCAGUUUUGUAACAGGCAAAAUUACAUCAUCCCUAAUAGCAAUGUCCAACUAUUGUUUGUCUGCAUAAAAUCGUUAUAGAUCAGACAUGAGUCUAACUUCACUAAAAUACUUAAAGGGCGAUGACAUCUAUUUACUUAAAGAAAAGUUACUUAAAUAUUCACUCAACAGUGUUAGCAGCAGGGUACACUAAGCUUUAAACAGAAUAGAUGAGAGGAUAAUUUAGCCAACAGCAAACUGUAUUUUUUGCAUUCAAAUCAUUGUGUAUUGUUGUUCUAGUCGAGGUAACUGUAAAGUUUUAGAUUUCAUUUAAUUUGAAUGUAAUUUUUAGCAAUUAAAUAUAAUGUCUACAAUGUCAUACAAUAUUCUAAACGUUUAUAGAAAAUGAGAAUCAACUACGCAAUAAAUAAACAACAAAAUUUAAAAGACAGUGGCUAAGUUAUCUCCGAUUCAUCGCGCGGAAGUGUAGGUACAUUAUCUUGUGGACGAGGAGAAGGUAUUCUGAAAGCAAAUAGAAGCAACCGACAACUGUGUUUUGAAUGUAUUUUAUAUUAAAAUAUUGAACCUAUUUCUCUCGGCAAGUACUGUACAUUGUGUUUGAUAGCAUGAAUCCAUAAAAAACUGAAUUGCUAUAA